GUGCACUCAUUCAACCAAAAAAUCAUCGUCAUUCGUUCAUGUUCGAUUUCUUCUUCGUUUCAGUACGUUUUGUCUGCCUGUUGAAGGGUUUUUAGGGAGGUUGUUUUAGCUCCUCCAGGUAGUGAAUUAGUGAAAAAAUAACCUUGCCUGUUUUAAAUCAACCAAAUAUUUGAUUUCGGGAGGAGUAACGUACUAACGAGUUGGGUGGAUUAGUACCUGAUCGAUUCCGUCCAGAAUCAAAGAAGUUCAAUCAAUUCAGUUCGCUGCUGGGAAAAAAGAAAAAGUUGACUUUGCAUGCAGUGAGACUGAAACAAAAAUGGCCUGCUCUAGCGCUACGACGGGUAGCAAGAUGGACGUAGUUGCGCCGACUAACGUUUCCGUCGCAACGCGACCAUCACGAUUCACCAUGGAAGGCGUUGGAUCACGGGUUAUCCGCGGCCCAGACUGGAAAUGGGGUAAACAGGACGGCGGUGAAGGCCACGUCGGGACAGUGCGCAAUUUCGAAUCCCAGGAGGAGGUUGUAGUCGUUUGGGACAAUGGAACGGCAGCCAACUAUCGAUGUGCGGGCGCAUACGAUCUACGCAUUCUGGACAGUGCCCCGACCGGGAUUAAACACGAGGGCACCAUGUGCGACACCUGUCGGCAAACUCCGAUCUUCGGCAUACGCUGGAAGUGUGCCGAGUGUAACAACUACGAUCUGUGUUCGAUCUGCUAUCACGGCGAUAAGCAUCACAUGAGGCAUCGAUUUCAUCGGAUCUCGACGCCGGGUGGGGAGAAAACGUUGCUGGAACCGCGAAGAAAGACGAAGAAAAUCGCAGUGCGCGGUAUUUUUCCUGGAGCACGAGUAGUUCGCGGUGUCGAUUGGCAGUGGGAGGACCAAGACGGUGGUAACGGACGACGUGGUAAAGUGAAUGAGAUUCAAGACUGGUCGUCGGCUUCACCGCGUUCGGCAGCUUACGUGGUUUGGGACAACGGUGCGAAGAAUCUGUACCGGGUGGGUUUUGAGGGAAUGGCUGAUUUGAAAGUGGUUAAUGAUAGUAAGGGAACAAAUGUGUACCGUGAUCACUUACCAGUGCUGGGUGAAUAUGGUCCUGGACGAGGGCCUCACAGUUUCCAGAUUGGGGAUCAAGUGACAGUGGACUUGGAUAUUGAAAUCGUGCAAUCGUUGCAACAUGGUCACGGUGGAUGGACCGAUGGAAUGUUCGAGUGUCUGAAUACCACCGGAAUGGUGGUAGGUAUUGACGAGGAUCAUGACAUCGUAGUUGCUUAUCCAAGUUCUCACAGAUGGACCUUUAAUCCUACCGUACUGACGAUUGUUUCGUCGCCGGCUUCAAUUCUCAGCGAAAACCAGUCGCAGCAGUUUGCAGUUGGAGAUUUUGUGAAGAUCUGCAGUGAUUUAGAACGGAUUAAGAUCCUUCAGCGAAGCCAUGGCGAAUGGGCCGAAGCCAUGCUGCCAACUCUUGGCAAAGUUGGACGCGUCCAGCAGGUCUAUCAUGAUAACGAUUUAAAGGUGGAAGUUUGCAACACAUCCUGGACGUAUAAUCCUUUAGCUGUGACGAAAGUGGCAUCCUCCUCGGAUGGAUCCACCGCAGUGACCACAAACGGGGAACGUCUUUCGGCGAUACUUAAAAAACUGUUCGAACCGCAUGCAUCUGGUGAUACCACGGAAGAAUUGGUGAAAGCGGCCGCCAACGGUGAUGUCGGUAAAGUAGAAGAGUUCUUAUCUGGCGCUGCUGCACAGAAUGUUGCUUCCGCUUCUACCAGCUCUCAAGAAUCUCCACAAAUCGUCAAAGUGGACGUCAACGGUGUAUUUGCUGGUCAUACUGCCCUCCAGGCAGCCAGCCAAAAUGGGCAUCUGGAAGUGAUUCAAGUGUUGCUACGAUACAAGGCAGACGUUGAAAUUGAGGACAAGGAUGGCGAUCGUGCCGUGCAUCACGCUGCCUUCGGUGACGAGCCAGGUGUGAUGGGUCUGCUAGCUAAAGCAGGUGCUGAUUUGAAUGCUCGCAACAAAAGAAGACAAACCGCGUUACACAUUGCCGUCAAUAAGGGUCAUUUCAACGUUGUCAAAACGUUACUGGAACUUAAGUGUCACACUAGUUUACAAGAUUCCGAAGGUGACACGCCUCUUCACGAUGCAAUUUCUAAGGAGCACGAUAACAUGCUUUCGCUACUUCUGGACUACGGCGCAGAUAUCACAUUGACCAAUAAUAACGGCUUUAAUGCAUUGCAUCAUGCCGCCUUGAAGGGUAAUCCCAGUGCUAUGAAAGUUUUACUUACAAAAACCAACCGUCUUUGGAUUGUGGAGGAGAAAAAAGACGAUGGUUAUACGGCCUUGCAUCUGGCUGCACUAAACAAUCACGUCGAAAUUGCCGAAUUGCUUGUUAAGAUGGGUAAGGCAAAUAUGGACUGUCAGAAUGUCAACUUGCAAACAGCCUUGCACUUGGCAGUUGAGCGCCAGCACGUGCAAAUAGUGAAGCUUCUAGUACGGGAAGGUGCCAAUUUGAACAUUCCAGAUAAAGAUGGCGAUACGCCACUACACGAAGCUCUACGACAUCACACGUUAUCCCAGCUGCGCCAGUUGCAAGACGUAGAGGGUUUCGGGAAAAUACUUAUGGGACUGAGAAAUAACACCGAUAAGAAGGCAUCCGCUUCAAUCGCCUGCUUUCUAGCAGCCAAUGGUGCUGAUCUGACUAUCAAAAAUCGAAAACUGCAGACCCCGCUGGAUCUAUGUCCAGAUCCGAAUCUAUGCAAGACGUUGAUUAAAUGCUACAACGAGCGCAAAACCGAUGAUAUGGACAUGAAUGCGACCGGCACCACCAUGCCUGCACCCAGUAUCAUGCGUAACGGAGCACCAAACCCGGCUGGUGCGAGUUCGAAUGCCUCAAAUUGCGCCGGACCAUUGCUUCCGGCUGGUGCUAGCACUGGUGGUAUUCCUCCCGGUGUCGUGGAUGCAAACUUAUUGAACGAUCUGAAUAAAAUGUCCAUUCAACCGACCAUUAGUGGUCAAUCGAAUAACAUCUCGACACCCACCGGGAACCCAUUGGACGAAUGUUUGCUGUGCUCGGAUCAGAAGCGAGAUACAGUAUUCAAACCAUGUGGACACGUGGUUUGUUGCGACAAUUGUGGUCCUCGUAUCAAAAAGUGUUUAAUUUGUCGCGAGUCCGUUUCAGAACGGGAAACUAUUGGCGAGUGUCUGGUUUGCUCGGACCGGAAAGCUUCGGUAUUUUUCAAACCCUGCGGUCACAUGGUCGCAUGUGACAACUGUGCCCAAAUCAUGAAAAAAUGCGUUCAGUGUCGAACGCAACUGGAUCAAAAGGUUCCACUUUCGGUUUGCAGCGGUGGUCCUGGUCAGGUGGUUACCGUGCAGCACCCACGAGACGAGAAAAAGGAACAGGGCAACCAAACUGUGCUGCAGGGUAUGAACAAGAGCGGUCAUGGAGUUGCAAUGAAUAACACCAUGUCGCCAAACGUGAGCGGAAUGAGUGGUACUCCGACGACUCUUACUACAACGAAAAAGAAUGUCAGCAGCGGUGGUAUUGCUCCAAGCAACCUAGCCGCAAGGGAUGACGUGCAAAAACUGCGUCCAGAUGAUGUCCAGAAGCUUCAACAGCAACUGCAGGACAUUAAAGAACAGACAAUGUGUCCAGUGUGUUUCGACCGCAUCAAAAAUAUGGUUUUCCUGUGUGGCCAUGGAACGUGCCAGAUGUGUGGAGAUCAAAUUGAAGGCUGCCCGAUAUGUCGCAAAACAGUGGAAAAACGAAUUUUACUAUUUUAAGUGCACAACCGCGGACCUUACUAUUCCAUCAGCUGCUUGUGAAGCUAUCGACGAAAAUCAAAACUAUCUGAAUAGGUUUUUAACUUCACUUCCAUUAGGUAGGGAAAGCGACGCAACGUUGCGAAAAUUUCCUCUAAGAUUUAUUUUUAUUUUUUUAAAGAAAUUUUAGUUAAAUGUUUGUCCCAUUUUAUUAUUUACACAAGUGUUAGGGUUAGAUCGAAUCGUUCGAUCAAAGGUAUAUUCUUUGAUAAUACAAAGGCUUUUCUGUUCAAAUUGUAUCUGUUUGUCUACUGAAUUUCAACAGUUAUUGUUAUUGAAAAUCAGUAAAAUUGCUUCAUUUUAUUGUUAGGGUAAUGUAAGGUUAUUUCAAUACUGACUGUCUCGGGUCAGUAUGCAUUAGGAUUACACAUUCUGCACAAAUUAGGAUCUAAUCGUCCAGCACAACUUUAUCUUAUAAUCGCACAGUCCCUUUAUAGGUAGGUGCUAUCAUGCGUCAAGAAAUAUCUGUGCUUUAGUGCACGGCAUACAUUGAAGAACAACUUUGUUUCCUAAGACCCGAUACGGACGAUACAUCAGCUUCCGUUAACGGACAAGAACUUCCACGUCACGUCACCGUUCCGUCAGGAUAAGUUGAAUGCGUUUCUCGUGUGCUUGUGAACACGUUUCGUACGUCAAAACGUUCCAAGCCGUUUGUUGUGUCUGAACUCCUCUAUUUAACUGCAUGUAACUAAUUUUAACGUUCGUUGACAUGCUGACGUAUCCUGUAAUCCGUACUUAACUCUAACCGAGUUUUAACAACGAUGAGGGAAGCUUCACCGCACAUUAUGUGUCAUUAUUAUUCAUUACUAACAACUACAUCCGGUACAUGGCGAUAGUUAACGUGUGGUGUAAGCUUUGACUGGAAUAAAAUUCGCAAAAGCGUCCAAAUAAGUACGCAUGUAUUGGAAAUCCUGAAUGAAUAGCCACUAGACUGGUUUUAGAUCCUCUUGUGCUAUAGAACCUACCGUUGAAAUCAAUAAACAACACGAAUGGUCGUUAAAUCAAUAUAUUUUUACAAGCAGAAUCUACUAAAAUGCACUAACUACAACAGUGAUUAGAAAUUAUCUUGCUCGAUAUGUGUACUUUAAGAACGAAUUAUACGAUUUACAGCAAUCGUAGCUUUAUGGGGGAAUGAUUAUUAUAAUUAUUACAGUAUUAGUACAAUCAGAUAAUAAAUAUGGAUAGGUAUUUAAAUUAUUUU
Molecule: messenger RNA, 5015 nt
Organism: Topomyia yanbarensis
Lineage: Eukaryota; Metazoa; Arthropoda; Insecta; Diptera; Culicidae
Gene: mib1
Product: E3 ubiquitin-protein ligase mind-bomb
Exons: 5
Coding region: 317-3775 (1152 amino acids)
Biological process (GO): protein ubiquitination
Cellular component (GO): cytoplasm
Molecular function (GO): protein binding; ubiquitin-protein transferase activity; zinc ion binding
Source: RefSeq, a predicted model, not a curated record